UACCUCCAUUUGUCUAAUCGUUACAAAUAAUAUGUAACGGAAUUAGUAUGUCAUAUUAAGUUAUUAACAAGUUCCGUUUAUAUGGGGUUAGAAAGGUCAUUUCAGUUAUUAACAGCUCCGGUAAGAAUAAUUGGUACGCCGUGCCUCUUUCAACGAGUUUUCUACUACAGCUAGUCAGCUACACCUUCUUUUCUUCAGAAAACCGUUCCAACCUCAAAGCAAAAAUGCCGACCGAAAAAACGCCAAUGGAGGAGAAAGCAAAGCGUCAGUUCUUCCCAUCCAUGGAUUCUCGAAUGCAGCGCUACAAAUUUGUUUGGAGAGUUUUAAUGGUUGUCAACUUAGGUUUUGGAGCUUAUAUCUUUGGAAUGUCAAAAAAGAAAGAUGGAAGUUCGAAAAGUGAAAAGCAUGAAGAAGCUCCGCCUCCUGCUACAAGUGCACCAACAGUCACUUCUGUGGAGAAGCCAGAAUAUGCAACAGCAACCCCAACUGCAGAGCUUGCACUUCCUGCACAGACAAGUGAACCGGCAGUUAAUUUUUAUGGGCAGCCAAUUGUACCAGCAACACCAGCUGCAGUGGAUGUACUUUCUACUGAUGAAAGUGUGGAGCCAGAAUAUCCACCUGUUACCCCGAUUGCAGAGCUUGUGAAGGUGCAUGAGCCAAUUACUGAGGAUCAGCAACGAGAGAUCUUCAAGUGGAUACUGGAUGAGAAAAGAAAGGUCAAACCCAGGAAUAGAGAUGAAAAGAAGCAAAUAGAUGAAGAAAAGGCCAUGCUCAAGCAGUUUAUACGAGGAAAAUCAAACCCUUCCCUUUAGCCUCCUCCUUGAGAGACCGUCACAUUUAUUCUUUGAACCUGAUUUUUUGGAUCCUGCAACAUGUCUAACUUCAGGAGAUAGUAUCUCAGAGAUGUGAGCCAGUUUUUUUGGGUGCUCCAUUUAGUGUUUUGAGGGCUCUCUUAGGGGUAAAUAUACAUGAAAUCAUGCCUACACUUUUGAGAAGGAAUUGACUGCGCUUUAGAUCUAGCGUAUUUUUACACUGAAAAUCUGGUCAUUUGUAAGAUGGAAAAAUACUCAACUGAUGAAGCUCAUGGAAAGAACAUUCAAUAUCAUGAAAGCUGUGUACAGCUCGGCUAUAGGGCUUGUGCUGAGUUUGAUGAUUAUGAAGUUUUCUUCAUAUGUUGUUCCCUCCAUGUUUGGUGACUGACAUUCAUCAGAUUCCCUUAUUAUUUUUUGAAAUCCUGAAGUUUAACUUAAGGAAAGAGAGUUAAAUUA
Messenger RNA from Chenopodium quinoa (quinoa), 1268 nucleotides. RefSeq lists its product as uncharacterized. The transcript has 2 exons. NCBI's taxonomy places the organism in Eukaryota, Viridiplantae, Streptophyta, Magnoliopsida, Caryophyllales, Amaranthaceae. Bases 225 to 812 code for a protein of 195 amino acids. The record is from RefSeq and is a predicted model, not a curated record.